Trichoderma breve is the source of this 3789-nucleotide messenger RNA. RefSeq names its product NACHT domain-containing protein. The transcript is spliced from 6 exons. Gene Ontology annotation, biological process: nucleoside metabolic process. The coding region runs from base 1 to 3789 and encodes 1262 amino acids. Lineage: Eukaryota; Fungi; Ascomycota; Sordariomycetes; Hypocreales; Hypocreaceae. The record is from RefSeq and is a predicted model, not a curated record. Gene Ontology annotation, molecular function: protein binding; catalytic activity.
AUGGCAACAUUUAGCCGGGCUCCAAUCAGUCGUAGCGACUUUGAAAUUGGAAUACUUUGCUCAACAGAUCUGGACUACACUGCUAUAUGCCUUCUUUUAGAUGAUUGCUGGGACGCUGAAGGAUAUACAUUUGGCAGAGUCGACGGAGACUUCAACUUCUAUGUCACAGGUCGCAUUGGAUCUUUCAAUGUUGUUAUCUUGAUGCUCAGCGAUAGGGGCAAGGCUUCGGCAGCAGCAGCAGCAGCCAGCCUUCGCUCAAGUUAUCACGACCUCAAGCUCAUCUUUAUCACCGGAAUCUGCGAUGGCGUCCCAGGCACAAGGGGAGAAGACGGGGAGCUUGCGCUAGGGGACGUCGUCGUCAGUAAGAGUAUCGUUCAAUAUGACCUCGGCCGCCUCUACUCCGACAAACUUGCGAUCAAGACGGCCGUUGAAGACAGCCUUGGUAGGCCAUCUAGAGAUGUUCGAAAUUUCAUCGCCGCUAUGAGCACUAGGCCACACCGCAAGGCUUUGGAGAAGAGAGCGGCGGCUCAUCUAGCGCGGAUUCAGAAGGAUGCUGUCAAUAGAGUGAUUUACGAGUAUCCCGGCUCAGCCAACGACAUUCUUUUCGAGCCUACAUACCAUCACAAACUGGUUGUGACUACAAUCGCCAGCUACCUCGGCAGCGCUUUGAAGAUACGAAACGGUUGCAAGUCAACCAAGGAUGGAAUAUAUCGUGACCAGAUCGCUCGAGAGCUAGACAUUAUAGCUCUUGAAACUGGAAGUGCCGGAGCUUGGGAUGAGUUGCCCUGCGUCAUUGUCAAAGGCGUAAGCGGCUACGGAGACGGCCAUAAGAACAGUAAUUGGAAUAAUUGGCAAAAUUUUGCCGCUGCAACGGCUGCAUCAACCACGAGAGCACUAAUUGAGCGUUACCCUUCUACAGACAAAACUCACAUCAUGCGGAAUCGCCAAGUAUACGAUGCUUGCCUCAAAGAUUUAUUCAUAACAGAUCCCGAGGUUGAUAAAUUACGUAUUGAAAGCACAAAAGGUGGAUUGUUUGAGAAGGCGUACAAUUGGAUUCUCACAAAUGAGAAUUAUCUUCAGUGGCGUGACAAUGCCGAAUCCCGUCUACUGUGGAUCAAAGGUGACCCUGGAAAAGGAAAGACAAUGCUAUUAUGUGGCAUAAUUGAUGAAUUAAAGAAAGACAGGCCGACUAGAAAUGUCUGUCACUUUUUAUGCCAGGCAACAGAUUCUCGUCUUGAUAAUGCGACAUCAAUCCUGCGUGGCUUGUUACACACAAUCAUCGGCCGACAACCUGUACUCUUCUCACACAUGAGAGAUGGAUAUGAGAAGGCAGGAAAAAAGCUAUUCGAGGAUACGAACUCCUGGUAUUCCCUAUCGGAAAUAUUCUUGAACCUUAUCAAUGACCCUAAUUUAGAAAGUCUAACCAUCAUCAUCGACGCACUCGAUGAAUGCAAGACAAAUCUGUCACAGCUUCUUGAUUUAAUAGCGAAAGACUUAUCCUCGUCCUCUUCAAAAGCAAAAUGGCUGUUAUCAAGUCGCAACGAACAGGAUAUCAUAGACGUAUUGGCAACAGCCAAAAACAGACGCGCUAUAAGCCUCGAACUCAACGCCGAUUCAGUAUCCAAGGCAAUCGAAGAUUACGUCGACCAUCAAGUGCAGGCGCUUUCUACACUAAAGGAAUAUACAAAAGAUCAGGAAGCCAAGGUUAAAAGAUAUCUCCAUGAAAACGCAAAUGGUACAUUUCUCUGGGUUGCCUUGGUUUGCGCACAACUUAAGGGAGCUCCUCGUUCCGAUCCUCUGCCAAAGUCAUCCGAGUAUCCUGCAGAACUUAACAGUUUAUAUGGGCGAAUGAUCACUAAAGUGUGUAACCCCGGUAUACCAGGCCAAGGAAGAAAAAUCCUUGCUAUUGCUACUGUCUCACGCCGACCUCUUACCAUAACAGAAUUCAAUUCCCUUGUCAAUACUUCUGAGGAUCAAAGACAGUCUUUAGAAUUGGUCUGGGGAGAUAUUUUGGGCUACUGUGGCUCAUUCCUGACUCUGAGGGAUGGUACAGUCUAUUUUGUGCAUCAGUCGGCCAAAGACUUUCUUAUCACAGAGGCAUCAGCUCAGCUAUUCCCCGACGGUUUAAGGCUUAUUGACGAACGAGUAUCAGGACUAAAAGACCUUGUCCAGGAUAAUUACCGAUUUAUCCGAAUCAACGAGAUAGCGAGUGGCGGUCUCUACAGAGACGAGAUUAUCAUCUGGGAUAUCGUUACAGGUGCGGCUCUAUGGAGAUCUCAAAUCGCCCUUGACAUUUUCUCUUCCUAUAUCGCCUUAUCAAGAGAUGGACGACUUGCAUUAUGCAACUCCGGCGGGGUUUACAUUCUGGAUGUUGCUACUGGGAAAAUGCUAUCGACGCAAAAGAUUCAGCCUGGCGAAUUAGCAUUCCCAUGUGAGCAAGACGGGAAUCAUAUAUAUAUUGCCAGUCAGAGCGUCAUUAAUGUUGUGGAACUCGGCUCACGAGAGCCAUCUCGGAAGAAUCUAAGCAGUGGUCAUCUCGAGCAACUAACCACAGCAUACCAUCGUGCCGUACUUUCACCUGAUGGGAGACAGUUGGCUACAUUCACAAGGCACCCAGUGCCAAUGAUAUUUGUUUGCGAUACCUUAUUUCAGAACAGGACUUGCAUCCGCAUCCGAGUACACGGCUUUGUAGCUGAUCUCGCACUCGCAUUUUCCCCCGACUCGAGCAAGUUAGCCUGCUUUCUGGACAGGAAGCUUCGAGUAUGGGACGUAUCGUUAAAGCCGAAGACGAAGACUCUGCUGUACCACAAACAUCACUGUGUAAAUUUUGGCCGCAAACUACUCUUCUCUAAUGACGGCGUAUAUCUAGCUGUUGCUUAUGCCAGUUUCGAGGCUUCAGGACGGUCCAAGCGGAAGAUUGGGAUUUGGAACGUCGAUACAUCACAGCGUUUUAUCUAUCUAGAAGAUUUGGAGCCAGGUGAGUCACUGUGGGAAACCUUUCUUGCCUUCUCUCCAAGCAACAAGUUUCUGGCAUUUUCAUGGCAUAAUAUUGUAAGAGAUGUCACGAGAGUCGAAGUUUGGGACGUUACUUCUCGCAAAGGAGUCUUUGCCAAGAGCAUCUGCGGCGACGACUUGAAAUCUUCUAAAAGAGGCUCCUCUACUCAAGCCGGGCCCUUCGGUUCUUUUUCUCGGCUUAUUACUGAGUCAGUCAGGCUUAAGCGGCUGUCUUUCUCAGACGAAAGCCAUUUGAUCCUUGACCAUGGCGAUAUCCGAAUCAUACUUAAGACAAAACAGAGCUCAGAGCCAGCAGAAGAACCAAAUGAAGAAUUUGUCCGUUUGAGAGAUAGCAAUGAUCUCACCCUUGAGCAGUCUAAUUCUUGGAUCAACUUCAGAGGAGAAAAGCUCCUGUGGCUGCCUCCCGAGUACCGCCCUCACGACAAGCGAGGUAUAUGUAUUCAACAGAACUGCAUUCUCAUCACAGAACCCUAUGAAGGGCGCCUCUUCCUCUUGAAGUUCUGCUGCAGUGGCUGCAUUGGACGGAUUUUUACCCCGGAUUGGCAACCGGGCGAAAGCACAUUGUGCUCCGCAGAUGUCGAGGCGCCUGUGGCUAGACCUGAGCUUGGUGGUAGCGAAUUGGAGUUCCUUACAAUGGAUCCACCAGACGACAAGAUGAUGAUGAUUAGCAAUAAGAGUACUGCAGAUAUAUGGAGAAUAGUUAACCGGGAGAUACUAAUAAAACUUCAGGAGGUAGGCUAUAAAAUCUCGAAACUUGGGAGAUCUUCUUACUAG